Molecule: messenger RNA, 6188 nt
Organism: Melopsittacus undulatus (budgerigar)
Lineage: Eukaryota; Metazoa; Chordata; Aves; Psittaciformes; Psittaculidae
Gene: PPRC1
Product: PPARG related coactivator 1
Exons: 14
Coding region: 1277-5950 (1557 amino acids)
Biological process (GO): positive regulation of transcription by RNA polymerase II
Cellular component (GO): nucleus
Molecular function (GO): RNA binding; transcription factor binding
Source: RefSeq, a predicted model, not a curated record
ACGUGUUGUGUGUCACCGGCACGGCUCGGAUGGGGCCCACGGUGGCCUCAUUUGUGCCUCCUGGGUAUCCCGGCAGCGAGUGCAGCGUCCCCUGCUCCGGCUGCCUGCUGCAGGAGCUGGUGGCCAUGCUCAGGCUCAAUCCGUGUCAGGUUGUUGGCUCAAAUCCCAGCUCCCCGUGUGCCUGAAGCUCGCUCUGAGGCUGUCGGCAUCCUCCCUUUUCCCUGGCAGCGCUGGCUGCUUGGGCACAGUGUGGCUUGUGCCCAAGCCUGUCCUUGAGCAUCCCUGUGACCCUCAGCCUCUUCCCUUCUGCGCUGAUGAGCAUAGAGGAAGCACAGGGAGCUGGGAGCACACAGAGGAUGUCCCCUGCUCCGAGCUAUGGGGGGACAGGGGUCUGUUCUAUCCCAUCUGGCAGGGACCAGAGCAGGCAGGGAUGCAGGAGCAGGCUGGGCUGGUUCAUGCCCCCACCCCGACGCACAGGCAGUGAGCACUGAAGAAGGUGCCCGGCCCCAGGUGGAUCAAAGGGAGUCCUAGGGGAAUGCAGCCUGGUUCAGCAGUGACUCAUGGCUGUGGGACUCCUCAUUGCAAGGCGCUGAGUCAAGGGAGUCGAGGAGGGCUUCAGAGAUCGCCCGGGCUGCAGGCAGGAGCCACAGGAAGAGGCCAUGUGAGUGGGAGGGUUGUGCUUCCCUCCCUCCAAACGGCUAGCGCCGGUCACGGCUGGAAACCUCUCAUUAGGCACUGCCUCUGGGGAGAGCCAGCCCCAUGGCAGGGCCGCCAGUCCCGGGGUCAUCCCAUGGAUCCCCACAGGGGUGAGCUGGCCCCACGUCCCUUGGCUGCUGGUGCUCCAUGAGCUAUUCCCUGCUGGCUGCUCCUCUGCCUGCCGGUCAGCGCUGACUCAGGGCUGCACGCCGGCGCUUGGCAGUGCUGGAUGUGCUUCCCUGCUCCUCCCAGUAUCUCCAGGAGGAUUGGACGGGAAUCGCAGCCAGGCUGCACUGUAGAGAGCUGCCAGCGGGGCUCUGCGCUGGGCAACGACCCGCAGCCAGCGUGGCCAAGGGAGGGGACUGGGGAUGCUUGGGUGGUAACACUGCUCCAGAGACUGGUCUGAACCCUGCGUGGGGCAGUGGCCCAGUGCUGCUGGUGGGCUCUGCUCUGCCAGGAGAGCCCUGGGAGAGGAUGCUGAGCCCCAUACCAAGGGUGCUUUUCCCUCGAGGAGGAUGACCUGAACUUGACAUCGUUGGAUGCAGAAACCAUCUUGGAGGCUGAAGAGAUCCUGGGGACAAUGCAGAAUUAUCUUGACUCCUCUGUGAUCUCCAUCAUCGAGGACCUGUCUCUGAGUGAGCAGAGCAAGGCCUGCCUGGAUGCGCAGAAUGAGCUGUCUCUGCUGACUGCCAUCACCGAGAUCCUGGAUAGCACGGACGAUGAGACCCUGUCCCCCUUCGACACCAUCAUGGAUGCAGAGCUGCUGACCUCACCUCGGGAGCGGGAGAAUUCCUCAUUUCAGAAGUUUCUCAGCUUGUCCCGUCCAUCUCUGGAGUGUGAAACCUCUGCCCUAGAGCAGUCCAAGGCUCUCCGGCCUCUCAGCAGCAGCAGCAUCUCUGUGGUUGGGAAGACUGACACAGACCUGGCUUGGGACCUUGUCACUCGUGGCCUUGAGGACCCGAAGAAGCAACUCUGCAGCACCCCAUGGGUGGAAAGGAAGGGGCCCCGACCCUGGGCCCGAGAGCAGCCCCUGCCGCAGCGCAGCGACGGGGAGGAAGAGGAGGAGGAGGCUGCCUUGAGCCCGGAGAUGGACCGUGGUGUGAAGGUUGGGGAGUUCCGUGUGAGUGGGGCUGCGGCAGCACUGGAGGAGGAUGAAGAUCCCUGCAUCAUCAACACAGGCGAUGUGUCCCUGAGCGAGCUGGUGAAGUCCAUGCACCCAUACUGCCUGCCCACCUUCACUGUGUGCCUGGACCCCGAGACUGAGCCUGUGGCCAAGGAGCUCCUGAGUGGUCCCGUCCUGCUGGAAAUCGUGCCUGGUGAGGGGGAGAGCGUGGAGAUCCCUGUGGUGCUGCAGCCCUUGGCUCCCAGCUUCCCCACGCUGGAGCCCCAGCUCCUGGGAGCAGAGGGGGGCACCAGGGAGUCAAUCCCAGAGGAUCAAGAGGAGCUUCCAGGAGCUCCAGCCCAGGAAAAUGGGAUGGAGGAGAAGAAGGAGGAGGAGAAACUGCCUGGGAAGGAUCCAUCCUGCACCAUCCCAGAGAGCACAUCCCCACCAGAGGAAGCAGCACCCAGAGCCCAGCGCCUCAAGAGCAGCUCCUGGCACAGAGCAGAGGCCCCAGCAGGCAGCAAACACAAGGGCUCUGAGAAGGGACGUGGCCGGGAGAGAGCAAGGAAGAGCCGCAAAAAGAAAGUGGAGGCCGGUGAGAGCGAGCAGGCCAAGCCAGGCAGGGACUGCAUCACCCAUCGGCUGCGCUCAGCCGGCACUGGGCACCCCCCGGAGCAGCCGCCCUCCAGCCGCCAUCGUGCAGCGUGUCCCUCGGUCCAGGUCUCGGACUUCCUGGCACAGCAGCUGGAGCGAGCCCGGAAGGAGGGGCAGAUGGAGCUGCGUGCCCAGCAGGCACCGCGGCCCCGGGGCAGGCCCCGGAAGGCACCGAGGGUCUCCCCACUUGAGGGAGCGCAGCGGGAGCUGCACAAGGAGCCAGAGACAGUGAGUGUGGACCCAGGGAAGGCUGAGACCAUGGUGCCUCUGGAGAAGGCUGCACCAAGCAUGGAGAGGUGUCCAACAACCACAUGUCCCAGCCCAGCAGACCAGGCUGAAAGCAGUGGAGAUGUGCAGCCGGCUGCUGGGCAGGCCGGUGGGGUCUCAGAAGCUGCCUCCCCACUCCUGGAGCAAGGUGUGGGGCUGGAGCCCCCCCAGAGCCAGUCAGCACCAGAAACAAGCGAGAGCCUGCCCAAAGAAGCCAAGCCCAAGGCCCUGAGCCUGCGGGAAUACCGCAUCCGCAUGCUGCACCGCCAGCCCAGCCCGGGCAGCAAGGACAGCAAUAAGCAAGCGGCCAGCAAAUGGCCCAGCGUCCCUGAGCCUCCAACAGAGCUGGCAGAGAUCCCCUGCCUGGUGUCACCCCCGCGUCCCACCCCCGAGGUGCCCAGCGCUCAGAAGAGCCCAGAGAAACCCACCAGCCCUGCUGCUGUCCCUUCUGCCAGCAAAGCUUCUGCUGCUCUGGCUUCAGCUCCAGCACCCGCCACGGCUCCAGCGCCUCCAUCAACACCAAUGCCUUUUGUUGCACCAAAUGUGCCCCCAGCUGCUGGGGUGGCCCCUGCCGGGAUGCCACCAGCCUCUGCUGGUGCUUAUGCCCUUUACCCCCCACCAGUGCCUUCCUGGCCCUGCUUCAGCCCACAGCCCAUGGGUUGCCACGGUUUGCCCCCACCACCCAGCACUGGCUCUUCCAGCACUUUUCACAUGGUGCCUGGCCUCCCGCCUCCAGCCAUGGCCUGGCCCCCACCGACCAUGCCACCCCCUCCGCCAUUUGGUCCCGGUGGCCCCUAUGGCCCCGUGGGGUGGCCACCACCAUCCUACUGGCCAGGAAUCCCUGUGCCACCACCGCUGGUGCCUCCCCUGGCAUACGGGGACCCUUCGGCAGCCCUGCAGGGUGCUGCUGCCUUCCCGGCUGGCAGCCCCCUGCACAGGCAGCCUCCUGCCACCCCUGCGCUCGGUGGCCCAGAGCCACUGGUGUUCCCUGCCCAGCCGCCCACCACCCUGCCCAGUGAGAUGGGCACUGCUGGUGGGCUGGCCAGGCCAGUGACCAGCAGGGUGUCAGACCCCAGGCGGCAGGCACGGCUGGCAGGGGAGAGCUCCCUCCUCAAGGCUGCUCCAGCCCCAGCCUCUGCCCAGCCCCUGGCUGCCCCAUCAGCUGCCGCUGCCCAGCCUGGCAGGGUCCCUCCUGCAGAGCCAGCCCAGCACACAGCAGGUCCCCCAGCUGUCCCCAUCCAGCCUAUGGAGGAGCCCCAGGCUGCACCUGCCUCUGAGGUCCCAAAGGCUCCCCCGGCUGCUAAUUGUUGCCCUGCAGAGGUGUCCCCUGCUGCUGGUGCUGUUGGGGAGUCCCCUGGUACCCAGGCCACGGAGGAGGCUGCAGCGCUGGGAAAAGGAGCAAUGGAGAAAGAACCAGAGCCUAAGGCAGCUGAUGGGCAGGAGCUGCCCAGCAAAAUAUCUGCCUCCCAGGCUGUAGCACCACCACCAAAAGCAGGUCCACCAAAAGAGAGCAGCCUGCCCACCAAGGCACCCGCUGCACGGCCAUGGAGGCACCAGCCGCUCCUCAGCAAAGCACAGCCCAGCAACAGCAGCAAGGACAUCGUGCAAGCCUUCAUCAGUGAGAUCGGGAUUGAAGCCACUGACCUGUCCAGCCUGCUGGAGCAGUUCGAAAAGUCUGAAGCCAAGAAGGAGGAGGCUCCUGUGCAGCCCCCUGAGGACCAGCAGCCAGCUGGGAGCUCCGGCACUGAGACCCAGCAGGACAAGAAGCUCCCAGACAGCCUUCAGGCCUCUGAGCUGGCCAACGUGGCAGGCCUCACGCCACCAGCAACACCUCCCCACCAGCUGUGGAAGCCCUUGCCUGCUGUCUCGCUGCUGGCCAAGGCCAAGUCACCCGGGUCUGCAGCCCAGGAAGGGCCACAGAAGACGGCCAAGCUGAUAAAAGCCAAGCCACUGCUCCCAAGCAAGCUCCAGGGGAAGAGCAUGGUGCCGGCCCCCGCCAGCUCAACCCCCAGCCAUGUCUGCUUGGGGGACCAUGACUACUGCAUCCCCAGCACAGCGCGGCCGGAGAGCAGCAGCAGCCUUGGCACGCAGCCUCCUGCCGAGGGUGGCUCCCGCUGGAACGUCAAACACCACCGGGACAUCACUAUCAAACCCAUCUCCUCCUUAACCAAACGGACGCUGGAGCAGCCCAAGGCCACCCCGCCAGCCCCCAGCACCACCGUGGGGCCCAGCCCGGAGCCUCUGGGCACGGCCUGCCAACCCCCCCUGGAUUAUCGGACUAGCGUCCCCAGCAAGGCCACGGAUGGGGGCAGCAGCCCCCCCACCUCAGUGCUCCUGUCUCCAGCUGCAUCCCCCUGCCGGGACCAGGGGGUGCGGACUUCCAGUGCCCAGCCCAGCCAUGCUGCUGCCAAGAGAUCCCUGCGCUGCUACCGGAGACCCCGGGACUCACCCAGCCCGUCUGCCAGUGGCUGGAGGGCUGGCCGGAGCCGUGCCAGUCGCUCUUUCAGCUCCAGUUCGGAUGGAGCUAGUGAGUCCUCCUCUUCGUCUUCAUCCUCGUCCUCCCGAUCCCGAUCCCGGUCACGUUCGCUCUCCCCACCACCCAAGCGAUGGCGAAGGUACCGCUCAAGAUGUUCCCACAGCUCCUCUUCCCGCUCCAGCUGUGGGUCAUGUGGCAGGUCCCGGGACAGGUCCUCAUCCUCAUCGUCAGCAUCCUCCUACUCAUCCAGGUCCACGUCUCGUAGCCAGUCCCGCUCCCCCUCACCACGCAGGAGGAGUAACAGGCGGAGAAGAUACAGUUAUGAUGCACAGGACCACUACCAAAGGCAGAGGAUCCUCGAGAAGGAACGUGCAAUAGAGGAGCGGCGAGUUGUGUUUAUUGGCAAGAUCCCCAGCAGGAUGACCCGGUCAGAGCUGCAGCACCGCUUCUCUGUGUUUGGGGACAUCGAGGAGUGCACCCUGCACUUCCGCUCCGAGGGGGACAACUAUGGCUUUGUCACCUACCGCUAUGCUGAGGAAGCCUUUGCUGCCAUUGAGAGUGGGCACAAACUGCGGCGCCCAGAUGAGCAGCCCUUCGACCUGUGCUUUGGCGGCCGCCGGCAGUUCUGCAGGAGGAACUAUGCCGACUUGGACUCAAACCGGGAGGAUUUUGACCCAGCCCCUGUCAAGAGCAAGUUUGACUCCCUGGACUUCGACACGCUGCUGCGGCAGGCACAGCGCAGCCUGCGGAGGUAGCAGCCGGCGAGGCGGAAAACCCGCACCCACUUUUAUACUCAAACACAAAAGACAAAAAAGUCUGGAGAGAGAGAGAGGGUUUUUAAGAAAAAGAAAAAGCUAAAAAAGAAAUUUGUUUUAUAAGCAGUAUUUAAGGAGGACGGGUCAUUUGCCUUUGACCACAGGGCCCAGGUGAGUGGCAGCCCCCAGCCACUUUGAGGCUUGCCUCAGCCAUGUAAUAAAUGUGGAUGCCCAAACA